GCUUCGGGGCAGAAGCCCGGAGUCGCCGUCGACGUCGCCAGCGCCGGCGCUUCUGCCGCUGCUCGCGGCCCUUUGGCCUCCUCCCCCGCCGUGGCCCCAAGUCGGCCCUCCAGCCGAGCCCCGCCGGGCGCUGGGAGGCCCUGGCGUUGCACAGCCGGCCCCGACGCCGUGCCGCCCCGCGCCUCGCCGUGCUGUCUGGUCCCCGGGGCCGCGCUGCGCUGUCUCCUUCCCCAGGACUGGUUCCGAGGGGUUCGCGGGCGCGCAGAUUCGGCUCCCGCUGGAGCGGCCCGGCCCGGGAGCGGCCCCGUGUAGACGUGCGAGGAGCCUGCGGAGUGCCGUCUCGGCGCCCGCCCGCCCACCGUUCGGCCCGCCGGCCCGCUUCUUCCUGAUGCAGACUGCCGUCCACUAGAGGCUGGACAGGACCCCCGAGAGAGACCGAGAGAGAGAAAAAGGAAGAAGCAUAAUUCAGCCAUUUUUUGCAGCACAGAGCUGCAGGUGAUUCAUGGCAGGGGACGUGGAAGGAUUCUGUUCCUCCAUCCAUGACACCAGUGUCUCUGCUGGGUUCAGAGCACUGUAUGAGGAGGGACUGCUUCUUGAUGUCACUCUGGUUAUUGAAGAUCAUCAGUUCCAGGCCCAUAAAGCACUUUUGGCCACCCAGAGUGAUUACUUCAGAAUUAUGUUUACUGCCGACAUGAGAGAACGAGAUCAGGAUAAAAUUCACUUAAAAGGUCUAACUGCUACUGGCUUCAGCCACGUCCUUCAAUUUAUGUACUAUGGAACUAUAGAACUGAGUAUGAAUACUGUUCAUGAGAUUCUUCAGGCUGCCAUGUAUGUUCAACUUAUAGAAGUGGUGAAGUUCUGCUGCUCUUUUCUGUUAGCGAAAAUCUGCUUAGAAAAUUGUGCAGAAAUUAUGAGACUCUUAGAUGAUUUUGGUGUAAACAUCGAGGGAGUCAGGGAGAAGCUGGAUGCCUUUCUCCUAGACAACUUUGUGCCACUCAUGUCCAGGCCUGACUUCUUGUCCUAUCUGAGCUUUGAGAAGCUCAUGUCUUAUUUGGAUAAUGAUCAUCUGAGCAGGUUCCCAGAGAUAGAGCUGUACGAGGCUGUGCAGUCUUGGCUUCGGCAUGACAGAAGACGCUGGAGACAUACUGAUACCAUCAUUCAGAACAUCAGGUUUUGUUUGAUGACCCCAUCCAGUGUUUUUGAGAAGGUUAAAACAUCAGAAUUUUACAGAUACUCCCGACAGCUGCGCUAUGAAGUUGACCAAGCAUUGAAUUACUUCCAGAAUAUACAUCAGCAGCCUUUGUUGGACAUGAAAUCAAGCCGCAUUCGUUCUGCCAAACCCCAGACUACAGUAUUCCGAGGAAUGAUUGGACAUAGCAUGGUUAACAGUAAAAUACUUCUCUUAAAGAAACCAAGAGUCUGGUGGGAGCUGGAGGGCCCACAAGUACCUCUUCGACCAGACUGCCUUGCUAUCAUCAAUAACUUUGUGUUCCUGUUAGGUGGGGAAGAACUGGGCCCGGAUGGUGAAUUCCAUGCUUCUUCCAAAGUGUUCAGGUAUGACCCAAGACAGAACUCGUGGCUGCGAAUGGCAGACAUGUCUGUACCACGCUCAGAAUUCGCAGUCGGUGUUAUCGGGAAGUUCAUUUACGCUGUAGCAGGCCGAACCAGAGAUGAGACCUUCUAUUCAACAGAGAGAUAUGACAUCACCAAUGAUAAGUGGGAAUUUGUGGACCCUUACCCAGUUAACAAAUAUGGACAUGAGGGGACAGUGCUCAAUAACAAGUUGUUUAUCACUGGUGGAAUCACCUCAUCUUCCACCUCUAAACAAGUAUGCGUGUUUGACCCCAGUAAAGAAGGGACCAUAGAGCAACGGACCAGGAGAACUCAAGUAGUUACCAACUGCUGGGAAAACAAGAGCAAGAUGAAUUACGCAAGAUGCUUUCACAAGAUGAUUUCUUACAGUGGCAAGCUUUAUGUCUUUGGUGGGGUCUGUGUGAUCUUGAGGGCCUCUUUCGAAUCUCAGGGCUGCCCAUCCACAGAAGUGUACAACCCAGAGACUGAUCAGUGGACCAUCUUGGCAUCGAUGCCGAUUGGGAGAAGUGGCCAUGGUGUGACUGUGCUGGACAAACAAAUAAUGGUUCUUGGAGGCCUUUGUUAUAAUGGUCACUACAGCGAUUCCAUUCUCACUUUCGACCCAGAUGAAAACAAAUGGAAGGAAGAUGAGUACCCUCGGAUGCCCUGCAAGCUGGAUGGUUUACAAGUAUGCAACCUGCAUUUUCCGGACUAUGUACUGGAUGAGGUCAGGCGUUGCAACUAAUGACAUCUUUUUCCCUCAAAAAAAAGGCAAACAAAACAUUUGUUUGUGGUAAAGUAGAUAGGUAAAAAGCAUAAGGAAAAACCUCACCAGUUUUACUAUCAAAGCCAUUGGUCUAAUAUUGUAAGAAUUUUUCAUUCUGUGCUAGCAUCCCUUUUUUCUUUUCAGUGGCCUCAAACUCAUGCAAUAAGUUAAUUCUAAGUGCUAGCUCUUGAAACUACUUCCAGAAGCAGUUUAAUAGAAUGCUCCACUUAUCUGGGAAGUUGAUUUUCUGCUUUAAAUAUUUCUUUCAGAUGUUAGCGUAGGAGUCCUGCAUCUUCUAAGAGAAGACCCAAUAAAUGUCACUGGAUGUGAUUUCAGUUCCUAGCUCUAUCUGAAACCUUUUUGAACAUUAAUUUCAGUGUUUUAAUCUGUUAAAUGUUUUGGUUUUAUUAUUUAAAAGUUUAAAACUCGACCUUUUUGCAUGGCUUUUUGCUGAAAAUGCAAAAAUAUAAAUUUUCUACAAAGUUAACUUUUUAUAUUCAGAACACUAUUUCUAAGCUGCCUUCUCUUAUCCGCAAUGUGUUAGUGAAAGCAUAUCCAUACUCGCAUACAUCCUAUAAAUAUAUAAGGCACAUCCCUUUUAUGCGUGGUUAGGAUUCUAUAUUUUUAAGCUAGUGCACUUGCACACACGGUUCGCCAUACUUGUUGAAUUUUAGAUGUGACGUGUUUUCAUGUCUUAACAUUCUUAGAAAGUUAAAAUAAAACUGGAGUCUUCAUUUGGUAUCAAAGUAGCCAGUCUUCAGUCCAUACAGAUUCAGUGAUAUUUGAACUCCUUAUAUUCCUGAAAUGCGUAUGGAUUUAUGAAAAAACUAGCAUUUUAUGUUUUAUCUUCAAAAGUGAAUGUUGGUGUUCUUUAUUGAUGUCUUGUCUUUUUGAAAAUGUUUUUCUUUGCAGUCUAUAGUGUUGUCCUGUUUUUAGUGAGAAUCGGAGUGGUAUAUGACAAACUCUGAAUCUGACCCUGCAGCGUGCAAGUACUUUUAAAGAGAAUUUAGGUAAUACCAGAUGCCUAAAUGCCCCUUAAAAGUAAGUGCGACUCCCACUCUUUACAUUUAGCAAGGCUGCUUGCUGCAUCUGUUAUUGAAUGGGGGGUAGCAACUCUUAGAAAAAUUAGCUCAGUUUUGAUUUAAAAGGUAAGAAAGAGAAUUAUAAUGUUACUGGUUAUACCUGCUUAUUUAUUUCCUACAAAAUGUUCAGUGGCACUAGGGAUAUUAGCCCUCAGGUUUUGUUUUAUUUACCAGAAGCCACUAAUGUGAAGGAUAGUAACCACAAAAUUCAGAAUGGAUCAAGAGUAGCUGUUUAAAAGGAGUAGAAUAGAUAUUUUAGAAUUAAUUGUACCUUUAAAUUUUAAGAGAAGAAAAUACAGAUGACAGAAUUAAGCAAGAGUGAAUCGUUUAAGCAGAUGCCAUUUUCUCAUGAGUAGUCUAUAUUUGAUACAGACUAAAUCUACAUUGGCAAAACUUGCCAGAUCUUAGGAUAUUGGUGCAAUAUUGCAAUGCCUUCCACAUGGCUGCUGUUGUCUACAUUUUCUAGUUUUUUUUUUUUUUUGCUGCUGCCACCAUUGAACAUAAAGUGGAAGCGUGAAGUCAUGGAAAUGUGAAGACUUUGGUUUUUUUUGCUGUUCAGUCAGACAUAUUGCAAAAUAAAACCCAAAUUUAAAAUGCCAAAAUUUAGAGACAUUUUAACUUAAAAAUAAUGUACACAAGUAGCUUUUU
Messenger RNA from Octodon degus (degu), 4068 nucleotides. RefSeq names its product kelch like family member 15 (gene Klhl15). Lineage: Eukaryota; Metazoa; Chordata; Mammalia; Rodentia; Octodontidae. Gene Ontology annotation, biological process: nuclear protein quality control by the ubiquitin-proteasome system; protein ubiquitination. Gene Ontology annotation, molecular function: protein binding. The transcript has 4 exons. Gene Ontology annotation, cellular component: Cul3-RING ubiquitin ligase complex; nucleus. The coding region runs from base 503 to 2317 and encodes 604 amino acids. The record is from RefSeq and is a predicted model, not a curated record.